GCAGCGCGGAGCUCGUGUCAACCACGACCAGACGUGUAACUCUUUCAAUUGAAUUACCCUUCCAAGACCUUUUAUUUGAGAGGUAAAACAACUAAAAAACAAAAAAAGAGCGUUAGGGUCUUCGCCGCCGGACAGGACGGAGGACUAACACGCACGCGUUAGUUUAUUUUGAAAGUUGGAUUAAAGCGGAGUCUCCUGAAGUGGGAGGAAAUAUUGUCUGCCAGAUGCUGCCCAGAGGAUGAACACUACACAUUGGAGACAUCAGCGGAAUCCGGGGCUGCCAACGGCAGUGUGGCGAGCGUAGAUAACCCCUCCCCCCACCCCCCUUAUGAGGUGAAAACCCUUCCCCGUCCUGCAGUAUCCCCUCCCAGCACCGACAGCAGGAACAAGGGAUGUCACGGCUGUUUCUCUUUUCGGCACUGCUCAUUGUCUCCUGCAGCAUUGAGGUGUCUCCUGCUGCUUCUCUGGAUAAGCUGAAGGAGAGUUGGAAGUUGUACAUGGAGGAGUGUGACCGCAACAACAGUCGAGACCCGCCAAGCAGCGGCCUCGUGUGCGAGCGGGAGUUUGACAAGUACGCCUGUUGGCCCGAUGGACUCCCGAACACCACCGUCAGUGUGUCAUGUCCUUGGUAUCUGCCGUGGUACAAUAAAGUUCAACACGGCAUGGUGUAUCAGGAGUGUGACGCCAACGGCCAGUGGGUGACAAUGAAGAACACCAGCGAGUGUGACUCUAAUGAUCCAAGUCUGCAGUACUAUGGCCAUAUCCGGGUCAUGUACACUGUGGGCUAUUCCUUAUCGCUGGUGGCUUUGGUGUUGGCGCUUGGCAUCCUCAUAUUCUUCAGGAAACUGCACUGCAUGAGGAACAACAUCCACAUGAAUCUGUUUGCCUCCUUCAUCCUGCGAGCCCUGUCUAUCCUCAUCAAAGACGCUCUGUUGGAGGCCAACAUCACGUCGCAGGACCUCAGCAGUGACCAAGAGCAGGGCUUUCCUCAGGCAUCUAUGCCUCCAGUGGAGCUGCUGGUAAACAAUGAGACAGCGGUUAACUGUCGCAUCGCCAUGGUGAUGAUGCAGUACAGCAUCAUGGCCAACAGCUACUGGCUGCUGGUGGAAGGCAUCUACCUCCACAACCUCCUGGUCAUCACUGUGUUUACGGAGAGGAACUACUUCAAAAUCUACCUGUGCAUUGGCUGGGGUACCCCGUUAAUAUUCCUUGUGCCCUGGGUGAUGGCUAAAUACCUAUAUGAAAAUCAAGAGUGCUGGGGCCAGAAUAUAAACAUGAAUUAUUGGUGGAUCAUCCGCUCCCCGAUACUGUUGGCAGUUGUGAUCAACUUCCUUAUCUUCAUCCACAUCAUCAAAAUCCUUGUGUCGAAACUUCGAGCGCACCAAAUGCGAUACACAGAUUACAAAUUCAGGUUGGCCAAGUCGACUCUAACCCUGAUUCCUCUGCUGGGCAUCCAUCAGGUGGUCUUCAUCUUCGUCACGGACGAGUCCACAAAGGCCACCAUCUCCCUGCGUCUCACCAAGCUCUUCAGCGACCUUUUUUUCUCCUCCUUCCAGGGUCUCUUGGUGGCCAUCUUGUACUGCUUCGUCAACAAGGAAGUGCAGUCCGAGAUCCUGAAGAAGUGGAAGCGCUGGAAGCUCGGUAGGAACAUCGAGGAGGAGUACCGCCACACCUACAGCAACACGCACAACACCAAGACAGCCAGCCUGCUGAACCACGUCUCCCGGCUGCCUCAUCUCCCGGACAUCGGCAAAAGCUCGUCCCCCAUCUGCAGCCCCGAGGAGACGCGCAUGCUCGUGGCCGGAUGCGACAACGGCGCGGCCAGCGGCAAAGGGGCGAGUCAGUGCGCCUCGCCUACUCACGAGGGAACCGUCAGCAACUGCGCCCUGCUGGAGGACGUCAGCCUCACGGACAAGGCGCAGCGCUACGAGGGUCAGAGGGAGAACGUGGAGAGCCACCUGUGAGAGGUGGCGGGAACGUGAACUUUAUGAGGAAAGCAGCCUCGGGCCUCUCGUCCGACGCGCUGCUCCGGGUGGCUGUGAAGAGCUGUUAGUUUGCUGUGGGCCCUUGUCUGAAGAAGGAUGUCGCCUGGAACGCCAAGCGGGGCCCUCAGCCCUCUCCACAGCCACGGAGACCGGAGGACAACGCGGCAGACUCCCACGCUGAGGAGUCGCCGCUUCUGUGCUUUGGGCCUCGCGAAUGGAUUCCUGUAGAUGUUUGUCGGACGGCAGAAUUAACUGCUGCGCUUUGAAGCAAUCCGGCGUUUCAAGGCAGAUAAGCCAUGUGAAAUAAUGACAAAAGAAUAAAACACGUCAACCUCAAAUUGCAACAAAACAAAAAAAGAAGAAGAAAAGAAACAGGGUCAUAGCUCGAGCCGCUGCUGUACUUUGUGCUGUGUAUCAAAUGUGUGUUCUGCGGUACAGGCGGCUUAAGAAAAACUGGACAUUGAACUGCCGACACAAAAAAGACCAAACAAAUCAUUUAAAACAAGAUUUUAGGGAACAAAGGUUUUUUUUCCCCUCCUUCUUUCCCCCCGCUUCGCUCCGUUAUCUGUAAAUGGUUUCUUGUCCGCGACGACUUUGAUGGAAAUGUACAGAAAAAGAAGAAACAUUCUGCUGGAUGAAGCUUAAGUGGACCACAGACCCCAUUCAGAGCACAUUGGCAAUUGGCAGCUGCUCUCGCUAGCUAAUUCCUGGCUAUAUAUAGACAUUUAAAGAGGUAAAGAGACGCCAUGGGGCCAGUUUUAAAUAUGUUUACCUGAUCAUUGUUCAAUUAAGUGUUUUAAGAAGUAUGUUUUUUUUUUUUAUACCUUGGAGCCGAUUGUAGAGUUGUGACUGUUUUUAUGCCAGUUGUGUUUUCAAAGGAAAUAAUUGCAGUUCUGUGCCUUUAAAUUAGCCCCCCCCCCCUCUUGCUAUCAAGAUGUUGUCUUACUCAUACGCCCUGGCCUUAUUUAUAUGAAGUUCUACACGGUAGCCCACUCAAAGCCGACAGCUGACAAAGCGUGCACUCAGAUCAAGGAUUAAAAAUACACGGCAAACAGACGUUAACUGUGAAGCCACGCAUGCAUAAAGUAUGACUCCACCACUGGGACUCAAAGGAACACGUCAACUCUUGCACAAAGGUGUUUUUUUAAAGUCUAAAUAAAGUUUCAUGAUGAUUUUGCAUAUUUGUAUAAUCCCAUGUGCAAAUGCCAGGAAAUCUGAAAGCUUGUGUUAAUGAUGCAUGCCGUUACUCUACAGUGUUUAAUAUUCAGACAAAUAGAACAAAACUCUGUCCUCUGAAAGCAGAACAAAACCUCUAAUGGCAAAGAAAGCUACAUUUUACAGCGGUACAUUUUCUUUUUUAUAUAUUGCUUUCUUUUUAAAGGUAGGAAUCCUCCAUCAGAAAGCUGCCCAAGCUUUUGCCUGAAUUAACUCAAACUGGCUUUGUAUGUAUGACUAUUUGUACAAUGUUAAUUUAAAAUUGUUAAAUGAUGUAUAUAAAUAGAUAUAUGUGUUAAACAGGUGAUUUAUUGGAUUCUUGUUGAUAUUGUACUUGGAUAUGUACAUUCUUUCCUGUUGGGUAUAAAUGGGUAUAGUUACAGUAAUCCACAUUUGUGGAUGUUGGAUGAAUCAUCAGCUGCGGCCAGUUAAACAUCUGUGUUCCCACAGAGCACAGCGGCUGUUAUGAGUCCCCCUCUAACAUAUACAGUACGGCACCACAUGACGUUCCCACAAGUCAUGCCUAUAUAAAGGCAUAAGUACAGCUACGCAUUUCAUUAUGGAAGCGACUCAGUGUCAUUUUGUAGUUUCAGAGCUAAAUUAGAGCGAGACAUUAGCCGGUUUGUCGUCCGGGUAAAAGCCCUGUGCAUUGACAUUAACGCGUUGAGUCAGUUUCGGGCCAUUUUCAUCAGCGUCUGCUAAGGAUUGUAAUAGAGGAGGCAGAUAUCCAUUACUCAGAACUGAGCUGGCUGCGUUCACACACUGGCGCUGCUGUUGCCCAAAAGGUGAAUUUACACUGUUUUUCUCAUUUUCCAGGGCAGGAGAAAUGCCGAGAUACUGACUCAGUAACAAAGGAACGUUAUGCACCUUGAGUAAAAUUAUUAUCAGUAGAGUAUAUAUGUUUUGUCAUAGUAUAUAUUGCUAAUUUUAUUUCAAACGAGUACAUGUAUUUCAAGCUUUGACCAUAACUAUGUAUGUUUCUGAGGCCAGCGGCUUGGGUCACUCCCCUUUCUGGACCAAAGUGGUUCUGUCUGAAUGUAUUCAAUAGGAGGCCAGUGCUCCCUCUCGUUUUCUUUUAAAAGGUGGUUAUGUACAGUACUCUCGCUGUGAGGAACCAAUCAGUAAGAACUGACUGUGUUCACAUGUAUGCUGUUCAUCAUAUAUUGUGUCUGCUUAUAACUUUGUCCAAAUGGUGAAAGAAUAAAUUACAAUGUAUGUGAAAGAGUAAUUUAA
Gasterosteus aculeatus aculeatus (three-spined stickleback) is the source of this 4433-nucleotide messenger RNA. RefSeq names its product glucagon receptor a (gene gcgra). Gene Ontology annotation, molecular function: glucagon receptor activity; peptide hormone binding; gastric inhibitory peptide receptor activity. Gene Ontology annotation, biological process: adenylate cyclase-activating G protein-coupled receptor signaling pathway; cell surface receptor signaling pathway. Gene Ontology annotation, cellular component: plasma membrane. The record is from RefSeq and is a predicted model, not a curated record. NCBI's taxonomy places the organism in Eukaryota, Metazoa, Chordata, Actinopteri, Perciformes, Gasterosteidae.